Messenger RNA from Nothoprocta perdicaria, 2296 nucleotides. It is a transcript of the gene RAE1, whose product is annotated as ribonucleic acid export 1. Gene Ontology annotation, cellular component: nuclear pore. Bases 1 to 1107 code for a protein of 368 amino acids. The record is from RefSeq and is a predicted model, not a curated record. The transcript is spliced from 11 exons. Gene Ontology annotation, molecular function: ubiquitin binding; RNA binding. Lineage: Eukaryota; Metazoa; Chordata; Aves; Tinamiformes; Tinamidae. Gene Ontology annotation, biological process: transcription-dependent tethering of RNA polymerase II gene DNA at nuclear periphery; RNA export from nucleus.
AUGAGCCUGUUCGGGUCGACCUCGGGCUUCGGGACGGGAGGCACCAGCAUGUUCGGCAGCACCACGGCGGACAACCACAACCCCAUGAAGGACAUCGAGGUGACGUCGCCGCCUGACGACAGCAUUUCUUGCCUGGCUUUCAGCCCACCGACCUUGCCCGGUAACUUCCUCAUCGCGGGAUCCUGGGCCAAUGAUGUUCGCUGCUGGGARGUUCAGGAUAACGGGCAGACGAUUCCCAAGGCUCAGCAGAUGCACACGGGGCCUGUGCUGGAUGGGUGCUGGAGUGAUGAUGGGAGUAAAGUAUUCACAGCUUCCUGUGAUAAAACUGCCAAAAUGUGGGAUCUCAACAGUAAUCAGGCUAUUCAGAUUGCACAGCACGAUGCUCCUGUUAAGACUAUCCAUUGGAUUAAAGCACCAAAUUAUAGCUGUGUGAUGACAGGAAGCUGGGACAAAACUUUGAAGUUCUGGGAUACCCGUUUGCCAACCCCUAUGAUGACACUGCAGCUCCCUGAGAGAUGUUACUGUGCUGAUGUGGUUCAUCCUAUGGCUGCUGUGGCCACUGCAGAAAGGGGAUUGAUAGUUUAUCAGUUAGAGAAUCAGCCUUCUGAAUUUAGAAGAAUAGAAUCUCCUCUUAAACACCAGCAUCGCUGUGUUGCUAUUUUUAAAGACAAAGUGAACAAACCUACUGGAUUUGCCCUUGGAAGUAUUGAAGGAAGAGUAGCUAUUCAUUACAUCAAUCCUCCAAAUCCUGCAAAAGAUAAUUUCACUUUUAAAUGUCAUCGCUCCAAUGGAACAAACACAUCAGUACCUCAGGAUAUCUAUGCUGUAAAUGGAAUAGCAUUUCAUCCUGUCCACGGUACUCUUGCAACAGUAGGAUCUGAUGGUAGGUUCAGCUUUUGGGAUAAAGAUGCACGAACAAAGCUAAAAACGUCAGAACAACUUGACCAGCCAAUAUCUGCCUGUUGUUUCAACCAUAACGGGAAUAUAUUUGCAUAUGCUUCCAGCUACGACUGGUCAAAGGGUCAUGAAUUUUACAAUCCGCAGAAGAAAAACUACAUUUUCCUGCGGAAUGCAGCAGAAGAGUUAAAGCCUAGGAAUAAGAAGUAAUGAGCAUGAGUCUGGCUUGUGUUGCUGUACUGUUUUCCUGCCAUUCCUGCCCCAACUCCCAUGCUCUUCUGCCAUUUGUGCCCUGUCGCGCCACGGUUCAGUCAACUUUGGAUCGCUAAUAUUUAGCAGGAACUGUAUAAAUUACAUUAAACAUUCUGACUUGCUGGAGAAUAUCUUUCCAAUUAGACAUGCUGAGUGUAAAAAAGAAAAGCUAAUAUUCACACGACUUAACCCCUGUAUGUUCCACAGCAAUAAUAUUAUUGCCGCAACAUCUCUACAUGUGGGUUAAGUAUUCCUGCUUAGAAGUGCAAGGAUUUCUAUCUAUGGAUUUAUUUUAUUAGUACCUUGUUUAAAAAUGUUCAUCGUAAUAGUUCUGGAGAAGUUGUAUAAAUACUGUAUUUUUUUUUGUAAGUGCGUGAAGAAUUGCAAAUAGUUCUUCUCGAAGGAGGCUUGAUAUUAUUAUUAUUAUUAUUAUUCAAGUUUUUUUUUUUUUCAUUGGUUGCUGAUUUUUAAGAUAGAAGUAUUGUCUACGGUAUGCCAGGCAGAAACACCGUGCAGAUUGUUUUCCCUCUUUUUCUGGAUGAAUUUGGUAGGUAUGUAGGUGGCCAAGAAUAGUGACAGAAACUCAAGACCAAGAAGAUGGGCACUGUGCAAACCCCCCUUUCCUCCCUCCUUGCACUCCAGCAGCGCAGGUGAGCUCUGAGCCACCCACUACUUGUUCUAGUCCAAAGGAGAACUGCCACUUGUGCCAAGUAGUAUAGUCAGUAAUGUGAGCGAUGCGUUAAAGGUCGUGUUUUGAUCAACACCAAAACAACAUAUGCAAAAUCUUUGUGGCCUAAACUGCUUUAAAAAUGAUUUUUUUAAAGCUGGUUCUUUUAAGAUUGUCUUAUUUCUUUUUGUCCCUUAAUAGGGAUUUCUGGAGUGAAAAUUUUUCAUUUUUGCAUUAGCUAGGCAGUAAGGUGAGUUUCAUCCCUCUUAAAAAUGCUGUGAAGCAAAGGUAAAACAGUGUGGGUCUUUCUGACUUGAAUCUACCACUAUUUAGUUCUAACUAGCCCAUGUACACAUGCCAAAGUUUUCUUUUUAGAAGUGAGUGCUUAUUACUCCUGUUAACUAUUAUUUGUUUGAUAAUGAUAAAAUAAAAGUGGAGGGCAGCAUGUAUAGAAAUACCUGUCAUAUUGUAAAAAUUCUC